AUGGCAACGUGUUGCGGAUCGCUUGGGCGGUGGUUUAACAGCGUCAGCUAUCAGGUCCGGGCACUUCCCGCACCAAAACUGGUGACGCUGAUCGGUAACAGCCAGAAAUACUACAAACUUCGCAAGGAGUAUGAUCCUCAGGCAGGCUCGCCGCCAACGACUCCAAAGAAGCGGAAAGCAUCCGACGAUGAUGAGGACGAGGAGAAGAAACCGACCCCGUCGAAACGAGCUCGAGAGGCACCCAGAGAUCCCACCAUCGACGGGGUCCGAUUUACUGAGGCAACCGACGGCCCACAGGAACUCAAGACCGAAGAGAUGGCCGCGAGCGUGUGGGAUUCAUUUCAAAGCUCACAUGCACAGUUUGCGCCAGAGGCAUUCAAUGCAGCGGCGGGCAUGGAGGAUCAGAUGUAUGGGCACUUUCAUCAUGGGCAGAGCAGCGGGAGCAGCAGCUUCAUCUGA
Messenger RNA from Cladophialophora yegresii CBS 114405, 459 nucleotides. RefSeq lists its product as uncharacterized. The record is from RefSeq and is a predicted model, not a curated record. Lineage: Eukaryota; Fungi; Ascomycota; Eurotiomycetes; Chaetothyriales; Herpotrichiellaceae. Bases 1 to 459 code for a protein of 152 amino acids. The transcript has a single exon.